UCAUAAAAGGGCCAAGUUUGAAGACCGCUUCAGUAAAGGGUAUAGUUUUAAUCCAUGGCUAUGUAGAAAACACAAGGAAAUCAUGUUCUCCCUAACGUUUUAUUGCUUGUUAGCUGCAAAAUGGAAGAGAAAAGGGUGAUGCAGGUCUGCCAAGUCUACUGUCGUCUUCCAGAUGUUCCCAAUAAGACACUCAUGUCCUGUUUUCUUAAAGCUGAAGAUGCAGUAUUUACCCUUCAUAACAUAUUAUGCUGGUAGUAGUUUAAAAAAUAUUGUAGGAAAAAUAUUUGUAGUCAUAAAUAAUAGUAAUUAAAUAAUAUUUCAAGUUAAUUUGCUAUUUCUAGUAUUUGAAGCAUAUGAGAUUUAUGAUACGUGACAAAAGGAUAGCUUUUGUGUUAGUAAAAUUAAAUUAGCAAAAUUGGGGCCAAAUACGAUUGGUUCAGUUCCAUAAGGCAUAUAUCAACAGUAUCAUUUAUGAGAUCAUGAGUGAGUAUACAGAGCAAUUCCUUCCAUGGCUUCCCACCAUUUUGAGAUAGGUGAUAUAUAAAAACUAUAACAUUCAGUAUAGACUCAGGAUAAUGAAAGGAAAAAUAAAGAAAUGUUCAGAUGUUUUCUCAGCCUCCAGCAAAAAAUACUGGCUGUGUACAUAGAGCUGAUUCCACCACCUCCAGUCUAGUCCCCCAAAAUAUUAAAUAUUUAAGUAAAUAUCUAAAUAUUAAAUGUUCCAUUAUCAAAAUGUUUGUCUGCCAUAAACUAGAGUUCAGUAAGAGUAUGAGUGGCUCUUUUUAAAAAGCAUUGGCUAGUGUGACAAAUUCAAAAGCAGAUCCAUUCCAGAAUGAAAAUUGGCUGAAAUCACUUUGGCAUUUCAAAGCUGCAAUGCCACUCAGUCAUUACUGCAUUAAUGCAUUGUGUCAUGUAUUUCUAUAGUGAUACAAAUUUAAAUACAUGAAUGAAAUACUUACGAAUCUACAUUUAUUUUUGUAAUACAUUAAUUAGCUUCAACUGGAGUAAUUUCCCCAUUUUCUGCUAUUUUAAAGGCAGCCAACAAUACUCUUCUUUCAGAUUUACUUUUAGAGUUGCUGAAGUGUGAUUUCUUACAAUAUUAAUUAAAACAGAAAUCCACAAGGUUGCCAUGCCACCUGAAUUAAUUAGAUUCAAAUAUGGGUGUAGUUCUUAUCCUCCAAGGAGUUUCACAGACCUAUUCUAACAACACAAGUAGAAGCUGUUGGGGAAGGGACAUUGCAAGGAAUGGGUGGGUAAUCGGGAUCUGCUUCCCAUUACUCCAUGCAGAGUGAAUUGUUUUCUUUUUUAAUACAUAUUUCAGGAAUGAGUUACAAGAUGGGAAAUGGAGAGGCUUUUGUGUGCUGCAGUGUUUUAGCCUAUUUUCUUGCAUUCCACUUUUGAAGGGAGAGAUGAAGGCAGAACCUUCUUUUCUUUGUUGCUUCAAAAAAGAAGUCAGUGUUUGCUAGCUGCUCUUGAUGUGAUGUCUGUUUUUAUUCAGACUGAGGCAUGAUAGGGAUGUAAGUAAAAUAUGAGUAGGUUUCUUAGCAUAAAUAGCCUUAAGUUCCAUUGAUUCUUUCUGAAUUGUAUAUUAUGCAAAGUAAAGGUUUGUGUGUGCAUGCGUGUGUGUGAAUUGAACAAGAAAUGAUUAGCCAAUUUUUCCCUCUUCUUCUGGCAGAUUUUUUAAAAUUGCAUGAUGUGUGAUGAGUUGGAGAUUCUGAACAGGGAGAUUGAGAGGUUAUUACAAAGCAGCAUCGUGGAAAGAAGCUCUUUAAGCUCAGAAUCUCUUCAGACAUCAACCUCUGAUUCCUGGGAUGUAGUUACUGCUUCAAGCAGUGGACCACAAGGCAGUUUAGUGAAGGCAGCUGUUUCGAGUGGAGCAUUGCUGGUUUCAGAGUCUUCAGGAUGGCAUCCAGAUGACCAUUACUCUUCUGGCUUCUCCAGAAUAGCAUCUGUUGUUGGGAUUAUGCUGAAUGACUCUGAUUUACUUCUGCCCUCCUGUGAUUCCUUUGGCUUAAGUGGACAGGAAGAACUAAUUCCAGCAACCUCUAAUGCUGUGUCAGAGGUGACUUUUUGGAACAGUAAUAUCAGUACUAUGGAAGAAGAUAAUUUGGAAUCUGUGACACUGGAAUCUCAGUCUAACAUGGAAAAUUCUUCUCUUGCUGCAGAUGACAAAGAUGAACAAAGCAAUGAGGAUGAACAAAAAACUGUGAAACCCACUAGCAAGGAGUUCAGGAAAACGUGGGGGUUUCGUAGAACUACCAUUGCAAAGCGAGAAGGCUUAGGGGAUGCCGAGAUGGACAUUGCUGAACAAGCAUCUCCUCAGCAGCAAAACCUGGCUCCUCGCCGUAGUGGACGACAGCCCAAGCGUACUGAACGGGUGGAAGAAUUUCUCACAACCGUGAGGCGCAGAGGGCGGAAGAAUCUUCCCGCCACUCUUGAGGACUUCAAUGAGCCCGCUUCUUGCCAUGUGACCGAUGUCGAAACUGCUUCUGAAGGCAGUGUAGACAGUAUGCCUGAUAUAAAAAACGUACCUCAAAAGAACCGUUCUAAUGACAGCAAAGGCCAGCUGGCUCGAAAAGGUAGAAGCGCGAAAGAGCACGAUGAGGAAGACGAUGAGGAAAAUACCUCUGAUACCGAUAGCGAUGGGUUAACUUUGAAAGAGUUGCAGAACCGUCUGAGAAAGAAACAGGUUGAAGAGAAACCCUCGGAGCUGACGCUGAAAGAGAUGCAGAAUCAACUCAGGAAGAAACAUCAAGAACAGAUUCCUGCUGAGGCAGCAGAUAUCCAGACCAGCAGCCAAAUUAAGCAUGAAAUGACUGUAAAGCAAGAACCAGGAGCUACAGAUAAUGCUGAGGCUGGAGAACAAGGGCCUGUCUCCAAGGAAACCAGUGAAGCAGGUCAGAUUAAGAAAGAAAUAAAAUGUGCUUCACAGAUCAUCGAUGAACUUGAAGAAUGCACAAAGGGCAAAUCGGAAGCAGAAGUAUACGACCCCAGUACGCUUUACUGCAUCUGUCAACAGCCUCACAACAACAGGUUUAUGAUUUGUUGUGAUAGAUGUGAGGAAUGGUUUCACGGGAAUUGUGUAGGUAUUUCAGAGGCCCGUGGGCGCCUACUGGAAAGAAAUGGAGAAGACUAUAUCUGCCCAAACUGCACCAUUUUGCAAGUGCAAGAUGAAAUAGUUACGGAAACAGAUCGACAGGGAACUCUGCUGGGACAGGUAACAGGUGAUGGCACAGAGUUCACCAGCAUAGGAACUAUUGAACAAAAGUCCAUUGAGGAUCAAGGCAUCAAGGGUCGUAUUGAGAAAGCUGCAAAUCCAAGUGGAAAGAAAAAACUCAAAAUAUUUCAGCCUGUGGUUGAAGAUCCCGAAGCAGCCAAUUGCAUUGGCCCAGGAUGCUGUAAGGUGGCUCAGACAGGUUCAGUAUACUGUGGGAACGAGUGCAUCCUUAAGCAUGCUGCUGCGACCAUGAAAUUCCUCAGUGAAGGCAAAGAACAAAAACCCAAAGAGAAAACCAGGCCCAAGCCUGCUCUGAUAAAACCUCAGACUAUGGCGGGUACCAAACCUUUGUCCAUGCAGAAGAGGCCAGUUGCUGAGAAGAGAGAGAUGAUCAUGAAGAAAACACCAGUGGCCAUUAUUAAGACAGAAGCGAACGCUCAGACAGUUGCUAAAGAGCCAACCCCAGAGAGCAGCACGCCAUCCUGGGCCAGCGAUCAUAAUUAUAAUGCAGUAAAGCCAGAACAGACUCCUGCCAUUUCACCAGCACUGUUAUUCAAAUCACAUAAAGAAGAGCGGAAGGUUGAGGAUAAACCAGGAGAGCCUCCUGCGAUGCUGAAGAAAACGGUUGGACCGACGUCGGUGGUUGAGAAACACGGGUCUUCCCAAACAAGAAGUGUGCCCCUGAAGAAGCCCUCGCCGUUUGCCAGUACUUCACUGGUCAAGACCCCGGUGAAACACUCGGCCGCAAGUUUUAAAGGGGUCAUACCCAAGAAGUCUUCGCUUGCGACGGGUCCUCCUCCUUCAGGCGGCCUUUCAUCCUUAAAGCCAUCUUUGUCCUCCUAUGGAGCCUCUUCCAUGGCUAAAAAAACAGUCCCCCCCUCUAGCACAGUGGCAGGGCUUAGGAGACCCGCCAUGUAUUCCGCUUCUUCUUCAGCCACCUCAUUCCCUCCACAAGCCAAGCCAGCUGCUGCAAGCGCCAGCCAGUCGCAGCCCAAUUCUCAGAUUCGACAAAACAUACGGAGGUCUCUUAAAGAAAUUUUGUGGAAAAGAGUAAAUGACAGUGAUGACUUGGUCAUGACAGAAAACGAAGUGGGGAAGAUUGCACUGAAUAUUGAAAAGGAGUUGUUCAAUUUAUUCCAGGCUACAGAUAAUCGAUAUAAGAGUAAAUAUCGCAGUAUUAUGUUCAACCUCAAGGACCCCAAAAACCAGGGUCUUUUCCACCGUGUUCUUCGAGAAGAUAUUCCUUUGUCAAGGCUUGUAAGAAUGAAACCUGAAGAACUCGUAUCUAAAGAGCUGUCAUCGUGGAAAGAAAAACCAGCCAAAUCAAUAAUGGCAUCUAGGCGUAAAACCUUUGAAAAUAAAAAAAUGGCUGUGAAACAAGAACCUAUCCCAGAUAUUAACAUGGAAGAUUCCCCGCCAGUGUCUGAUUCUGAUGAGCAGCAAGAAUCUGAUCGAGCAGCACCUGAGAAGAGCAGUGCUCCUGUUUUGGAUGUUUUCAGCAGUAUGUUGCAGGACACCACAAGUCAGCAUCGUGCCCACCUUUUUGAUCUGAACUGCAAAAUUUGCACAGGUCAGAUUUCUGCCUCUGAUGAAGAAUCGACUUCAAAAAAACCCAAACCAUCAGCUGCUAAGAAGACAGAACCAAAGUCAGAAACUAAGUCCAAACCGGAAAGCUCAACACCAGCAGAUGAUAUGGAGGUGGUAAAAGAGGAAGAUCUGGAGAGUGUCCCAAAAGCCAUUGUUGAACGUGCGACUGAGACAAUGGCCCAGCCAAGUUUGGAAAGAACUUACAUUCCUUUAUCUCAAGUGCAAAACAACUCAGAAUCUUCUCUGUCCACGGAGAAUUCAGCCUAUCCCACACUCUACACUGCUGGGGUCAUCACAACAGUGACUGUUUCUGGCAAAGAUCCCCGAACGGCUGUGAGCACCUCUGCAGCUUCUGGUUCUGCAGGGAUUUCCCCAUUGCAUCCCACUUCCACUCCUGACAAAGGUUCUGUAGCAGAGAGCAAGCCAGAAAUAUUAAGACCUGUUUUAUCAGCUCCAAAGUCCAUUUUAACAAAACCAUCUUCAUCAGAACCAAGAUACUUGGCAGGUCCAUCAUCUUUAAAUGUCAGUAUGUCAGAGAUUUGGUCCCCUCCAGAAGGAGAUACAUCCCUGUUUCUUUCUCGCGUGAAUACCAUUUGGAAAGGCUUUAUCAACAUGCAAAGUGUGGCUAAAUUUGUCACCAAAGCUUAUCCAGUCUCCGGGUGCUUUGAUUAUCUCAGUGAGGAUUUACCAGACACAAUUCAUAUUGGAGGGAGGAUCUCACCAAAAACAGUGUGGGAUUAUAUUGGCAAACUUAAAUCCUCUGUAUCAAAGGAAUUGUGUUUAAUUCGUUUCCAUCCAGCAACAGAAGAGGAGGAAGCUGCCUACAUCUCUCUCUACUCCUAUUUUAGCAGCCGAUGCCGCUUUGGAGUUGUAGCUAAUAACAACAGGCAUGUCAAGGACCUGUAUUUGAUCCCCCUCAGGGCUAAGGAUCCCAUUCCAUCCAAACUUUUGCCUUUUGAGGGACCAGGUAAGCAAUAAAUUAUAGGAAACACGACAUACCUUCAGUUCCCAACUUAACAACUACCAGUAUUAAUCAGAUAGGACACGCUGCAUUCAUUUAUUUAGCAUAUUCACCCAUCUCAAAAAUAUAACUCUAGAUGGCGUACAAACAUAACAACAGUUAAAACUACAUAACAACAUAUUUUUUCUUAGUACAAAGUGUGUGUGUGUGUGUGUCUACAAUUUGUUUUCCUAAACUACAAGGUUUUUCUUUCUCUUUAAACAGUUGUAGACAUAUUUAGCCAUGUUUUACAACACUGAUACACAACAUAACAUGCUUCAACUUUGAGUGGAAUCUUCCUAGCAGUUUAUACAAUGAAAUUCAGGUUGAACGGUAGAAUCUGCUUAUCCGUUUUUGAGUGGCAUUUUAUAUAAACAGGUAUGUUCUGAGUAGGCUUGAUCUCUCACGUCCCAAAUCUUACAAGAUCUCUAGAUUUGGGUACAAAAGUUUCCAAGUGAAAUAAAGGAAGAGGAAAGCUCCAAAGUUUUAAAGUUGCAAAUGAGGCAUAACACCAAGUGCCUAAUUUGCCCUGUGACAUCACCUCAGUCACGCCAUUGAUACAUAGAUGGAAUAUUCUAAUAAAAAUAUUAGAAUCACAGCUCAUUCCUUAGUUUUGAACAUAGGUCUUAGGACUUAAUAAUAGACUUUAUUGAACAAGUAUUGAAUGUUAUCAAGUAUCCUGGAGAAAAAUCUUAGGUGGUCGCUAACAGUCGACUCUACCUUGACGGCACAUCACCAUCAUCAUUGCACAUUCUUAUGUACUUACAGAAAUUAAAAGUUAAAUAUCUAUAGUUUUCUACAUUUCUGAUCUCUGAGAGAUCAUGCAGAUGUUCUGCCCAUUCUGAAGAGAGAAUGUCUGUAUGCUACAUGUAUAAAGCAAAAUAAUUAAAUAUUUAGUAUGGCAAACGGCUUGCUCUGAAAUUCUCUGGAUCGAGAAAUGCUGGCAGACAAGAAGUGUUCUCAUUUUACCAAAGUCACUGUUCUUACUUUGGAUCUUUGAACCCCUUUCUGCAGUCUUUUUUUAAAUCACUGAAAAUGUCUAUAUAAUCAUAGUCCAGUGCUAAAUUGGCCAACCCAAAUAUCACAUGUGAAUUUUUAGCAUAAAUUCAUAAUCUUUCUACCAACCAUCAAUUUACAAUUUUGGCAAGGAGGUUUUUCUUCCAGCAGCUACUGGAUAAAGGAAAGAAAGUGAGAGGGACAUAUUGGUUCCAUGAAUCACUGGCAGGGAGCAGUCCAGUUGCAGCUUUCAGUAUUAAAAUUCUGCCCCCCUGGUUCUGGUAGAAUACCCAGUUUAAGACCAUUGGGGAAAUCUUGAAGCUGGCAAGAAAUGGGAAUACUCCUUAAACAUGGCAAAAUGCUCUGUGUUCUUGAGGAAAGAUCCAUAGCCACGGACAAAUUAUCAGCAUCUUGAUGAAUUCCGGAUAUUCUUCUGAAGAAUGCAUGUAUCCUUGGAAAACUAAUUCCUAAGAACCAUUCUAAAUCAAAUAAAUAACUUGGUGGCCAAAACAAUCGGGUCUAAAAAUACAGCCUGUGCAACAGAUUGCCUUGUUAUAAAUAUUUCACUUAAAUUCCGGCGAAAAGGAAGCUAUGAUGCAUUCUCUAAUGGGUCUCUGGCAACUUGAAAGGCAGGUCAGAAAUCACCGUAAUUAUCCUUGCUCCAGAAAAUAUACAUAAGAAUUCUUGGCAUAACAACUUGGAAGAGCUGUGAAGUAAUGAUUCCAUAUCCAAUGAGUAGAAUGAUCCAACAGGGAGAGAAUUUUACUUAGCACCAAUCAUUGGAUCUGUCCCACAGGAGCAGAUCCCAGCAUUGGGAUGGUUACAACAUUUACUCAGGUGCGUUGUGCAAGUGUGAACGUUUCUCGGGUUUAUUAUGUUUUUGCCUUAGGUCAUUGAUGGCGAACCUUUUAGAGACCAAGUGCCCAUACCGCAACCCAAAACCCACAUUUAUCGCAAAGUGCCAGGGCCUCAUCAGCAUUGUAGUGCCCUCGGGGGUGGGGAGGGAGGUGCCUCUGAGUGCCGCCUCUGACACACAAAUAUCAGGGUCGCAAAAAUGGGCUACCUUGCUGCAUGGCACAAAAAAUGGCCACCACCGCAUCGCGGGGUACAGAUAAAAGGCACUGCACCACAUAAGAACGAGCCAGGGCUAGUGCGUAUCACGCAGACACUAGCCCUGCCCCAUUUGCAGCAGGUGUUUGCUCGCGGCCCCAUGCAUGCAUGUAAAAUGCUUCCCUCUCCCUUUUCUUCCAGUCCACCAAUCAACAAUGGUUGGUGACCUCUGCUCUACCAUCUCUACUCAAGCUUGCUAGUCGGCCGUUUUGCCUCCUUUGAGCUGGGCAAGGCUCCUGCUCCGGGCGGCGGGGGCAGCCUGAUGGACCUGCUGCUGGUGGCGGUAGCGCCCAUGCCAACAGAGAGGGCUCUGAGUGCCACCUCUGGCAUGCGUGCCAUAGGUUCGCUACCACUGCCUUAGGUAGUCAAACAUUACAUUUUUUUUGCACAUAUAAAGUCACUUUGUUCUCUGCACAGUUUUUUUUUAAUGUUGAUUGGUUGCUUUGCCAUCCUAGAAUAUUCCAAAUUUUAUGGAUUGUUCAACCAGUACACAUUUCAAUGUACUUCUGAGGAUGAAAUGAUGGUACUCUUUAAAAUAAAUUCUCAACUCUUAUGCAAGUAUAUUGGCAAUCACAACAUCACAUUUGUAGCUGUCAGUCUAGUUAAGAGAUGGGAAUUCUAAUACAGGCCAGGACCAGGAAAUUCUCAAAACACACUUUCUCAAAAGGAAACACUGAACAGUAUUUGUAUACCUGUAAUUUUGAUGAAGACUAUGAUUAGCUAGAGUAUUUUCACCGAAUGAAUUGUCUUAGUUCUUUGUCGUAUGGAUGAAUGUGUAGAAAGAUGUAAAAUCAUAAAUGUUCCCCAGCCCCAAAAAUGAAAUACUGCUUUCAUUAUAUAAUCUCAAUAAAAGUGUUUUAUACAAA
Messenger RNA from Crotalus tigris (Tiger rattlesnake), 8776 nucleotides. RefSeq names its product death inducer-obliterator 1 (gene DIDO1). Gene Ontology annotation, biological process: DNA-templated transcription; apoptotic signaling pathway. Lineage: Eukaryota; Metazoa; Chordata; Lepidosauria; Squamata; Viperidae. Gene Ontology annotation, cellular component: nucleus. The record is from RefSeq and is a predicted model, not a curated record.